GACGGGCCGUGAGCACCACAGCCACGGAAAACUUGGCGUCCACAGGGGGAUCUCAAUCUGCACGACAACAGCGCCGGACACUUUUCGCACAUUUCGGCCAACACAGACACCUGAAGGACAAACUCGUGAAGCAACAGAACCAACACACAGACCAUGCCCUCCAUAGCCGCCUACCUGCUCCCUCUGGCCUUGUUAGCCAUUUUCCACUGUGCCGCCCCUGCUAAGGAAGGUAGCGGACCCUUGAGAGGCAACGCCUUACAGCAGCUACUGAGGAAACGGUCCUUAGAGGCGGCCCUACAGCCCCCAGCUGCCUUUUUUGAGGAGAUGGAGCCCCUGGGCAAGAGAGGCGAGCAGUGGAUCUGGAUGCCGGCCCACGGGUAUAUGCCGGUGCCGACCAAUGAGGUGGAGGAGGACAACACCAACAAGGACACCAUCAGCAACCUCCUACGUUACGGCUGAGCCGGCCUGUCAUUCCAUGUGAUGAUCGCAUUAAACUUUUAAAUUGAC
Molecule: messenger RNA, 507 nt
Organism: Physella acuta
Lineage: Eukaryota; Metazoa; Mollusca; Gastropoda; Physidae
Source: RefSeq, a predicted model, not a curated record